Molecule: messenger RNA, 1715 nt
Organism: Saccostrea echinata
Lineage: Eukaryota; Metazoa; Mollusca; Bivalvia; Ostreida; Ostreidae
Product: multiple epidermal growth factor-like domains protein 10
Exons: 10
Coding region: 1-1623 (540 amino acids)
Molecular function (GO): scavenger receptor activity
Source: RefSeq, a predicted model, not a curated record
AUGGCACAUACACCUAAUCAGAAUCUACAGGGAAUUGCCUCUUGGAAUGUGGCUCCUCAUGAGAGCAGCUGGACUGCUGACAAAGCGGUAGAUGGUAAUACGAAUCAAACGUAUCUUCCUACAUGUGCCAUUGCUGCCUUCAAUAUAAAUGUUUAUAAAUCAGUUUGGUGGAAAGUGUGGUUAACCAGGAAAUUCAAUAUAGCAUAUUUAGAAAUCUAUCUACGAUCCGGAACGACAAGUCGGGCGACUGGAUUCUCAUUGUAUACCUACGAGGACGUAUCCUAUAAUCCUCCCUUUGGAGACACGGGGAGUCUUGUUUACCGUCACGAUCCUAUGUCAGGAUGUCCAGUGUCUAUUUAUAACAUAACUGUGAAUAAAUUAGCUCAGGGAAUAGCCUUCUUUAACGAACGACCAGAUGGAUUUACGUCAAGCUGUUUGUCUGUAGAUAUAUUGAAGACCACAAUUGAUAUAUGUGAAGUGAGGGUAAUGGGUUGUGAUCAAAAUAGAUAUCAUUUUGGAUGUACUGAUGCAUGCAGUGAUAAGUGUAAAAACAGACAUUGUGAUGCUUUUAACGGAUCGUGUAUCUAUGGCUGUUUUGAUCCCAAUGCUGUGUCCUUAGAUUGUAUUGUGUGUGACAACGGGACAUAUGCUUUAAAUGGGAGAUGUGUACAAUGUGGGCACUGUAAACAUGACACACCUUGUGACAAAGGAACUGGACGCUGUUUAUCUGGGUGUGAGGAAAACUGGACGGGAGAUCUUUGUAAAGAGUGUGUUGACGGAUUUUAUGACAAGGACUGUAGCAGAAAAUGCGGAAACUGUCUUGAAGGAGUUUGUGACAAGACCAACGGAACUUGUAUGAGUGGAUGCUCUGCAAACUGGCAGAAACCUUUAUGCCAAAAAUGUAUUGACGGGUUUUAUGACCAGAAUUGCAGCACUAAGUGUGGAGAAUGCCAAAGUGAAUUUUGUGACAAGGAAAACGGAAGCUGUUUAAAUGGUUGUAAAACAAACUGGAAAGAACCUUUAUGUCAAGAAUGUAUUGACGGAUUUUAUGACCAGAAUUGCAGUACUAUGUGUGGUGAAUGUCGUGAGGGAUUUUGUGACAAGAAAAACGGAAAUUGCUUGAAUGGUUGCAAAACAAACUGGAAAGAACCUUUAUGUCAAGAAUGUGCUAAUGGAUUAUAUGACGAAAGCUGCAAUUUGCAAUGUGGAAAUUGCAUCCAAGGAAUUUGUGAUAAGAAGAAAGGAACCUGCACUAAAGGCUGCUUACAGGACUGGCAGGGGCCUAUGUGCAAUGUUUAUACUACAAGGGAAUCAAGAACAGGUGAAGAGUUUUCUAAAACGUCCUUGGUCGUCAUCUCCGUCAUUUCAACGCUUCUUGGAGUAAUACUUCUCAGUGCACUGACUAUAGUUAUAUAUCUCAAAAGAACAAGAUGUCUGCAACAGAACGCAAGAGAACACAGCAAUACUGACCAUCUGUCUAGCAAGGAUACAGAGGAGAAGUAUGACGAGUUAACAGGCGGAAAAGAAGAUCACCAUUACACAUCCAUUAAUUCCACUAACAGAGAAUCAGUCUACCAAGAAAUACAUACUUAUGGAAAUUCUGAAUUUAAUGAGGUCAUAUAAAAACACUUUUCCUUAUCUGAUAUUAAUUAGACAAUUUUACACACUGGCCAAACCCGUUGGAGUUCUGAUAAAUGUUAAUAACUGUAUCUAUA